This is a messenger RNA of Ctenopharyngodon idella (grass carp), 6900 nucleotides long. It is a transcript of the gene pitpnm3, whose product is annotated as PITPNM family member 3. Gene Ontology annotation, biological process: phospholipid transport. The transcript is spliced from 20 exons. Gene Ontology annotation, molecular function: phosphatidylinositol transfer activity; phosphatidylinositol binding; phosphatidylcholine binding. The record is from RefSeq and is a predicted model, not a curated record. The coding region runs from base 286 to 3138 and encodes 950 amino acids. NCBI's taxonomy places the organism in Eukaryota, Metazoa, Chordata, Actinopteri, Cypriniformes, Xenocyprididae. Gene Ontology annotation, cellular component: cytoplasm.
GCUCGCGCAGAGCCACUGGAGGCAGUCGAACAUCACACCUCGAGCUCAACAGGAGGAGAGGAGGACAACAGCAAAGUCUCCACACAUACAAACAGCCCCAAGUCCGCGCUUACUUCAACACAAGGAUUUCUCUUAGCGUUAAUGGAUACUCCCACCUUCGCAUGUCAUUUCCACUGCAUUUUAAAACAUGAAACGCGCAUAGACUUUAAAUCGCUUCUUCCGCGCGCAGACAAGGACAGAGGGAAGAGACGUGCGUACUGUCCAAACUAACUGCAAAGACGCAGGAUGGCUAAAGAGACCAGAGGGAAAGCGACCCUGCGCAAGCACAGCGCUUCUCACUGGCGCAUGCAGAACAUCGCCCAGGAAUCUGUCGACAGCUCGGAUGAUGAGUUUUUUGAUGCCCGAGAGGUGCUGGAGGGGAAGACGGCCAUGCUUUUGGGGAUGAGUCAGUGGAACUCUAAUGAUCUGGUUGAACAGAUAGAAACCCUGGGCCACAUUGACCAGACGCAGGAGAGUCUGUACCGCAUAAGGAGGUCGAAAUGUGUCCCUCAGACUAGCAUUGACGGUCUAGAGGAAGCUGAGAAGAAAUGUCAAACACAUGUGCUGGUGCUGGUGGUUCACGGAGGGAACAUACUGGACCCGGCGGGUGGAGAGCCGGGUGCAAAGACCGCAGAUGUAAACACCCUGUCUUCAGUGCUGGAGAAAGUAUCUCAAGCUCAUUUCCAAGCUGCAGCCCAGCAUGUCGUCAUCAAGUUGGUGCCGUGCCCAGCCGUAUGCGCAGAGGCCUUCUGCCUUGUGUCAAAUCUGAACCCUUACAGCUACGAUGAGAGUUGCGUGUCCAGCAGUGUAGACCAUCUACCUCUGGCCGCUUUACCGCUGCUCGCCAUAGCUGCUCCACACUACCAAGAUGCCGUUGCGACUGUGAUUGCCCGGGCCAACCAGGUGUACCACACCUUUCUGCAGUCUCCAGAGGGACAGGGGUUCACAGGGCAGGUGUGUUUGUUGGGCGACUGUGUGGGAGGUGUGCUGUGUUUCGACGCUCUCUGUUUCAGCAACAGCCCUCGACACAGCAGCCCCAUCCACAGCAGCCGACAUAACAGCACAGAGAGCUUACAGGAUAACCCUGAGGUCAGUCCGAGCCUGAGCUCCAGCAAACGUCUUAGCAGGAGCAACAUCGACCUAUCUGCCCCCAGUGAGACCCGCAACAGGAAAACUCCACUCAGCCGCAAACAGAGCGACUCGUAUGAUGCAGACUCCUCUGGCAGCCAGCACCACCCAUUCCUCAGCAGUUUGAUACAGGAUGGAACGGACCUCAGACCAAGCAGCAGCCCCAGUAUACUGUUGAAUCCAGGUCGCUUUGACUUUGAGGUGACAGAUUGUUUUCUACUGGGCUGUCCUCUUGGAUUGGUGCUAGCCAUGAGACGCACAGUGCUUCCCGCCGUCCAGGUGUCUCAGCUCCGGCCUGCAUGUUCACAGAUCUUCAACCUGUUUUACCCCUCCGACCCGUCAGCCUCCAGACUGGAGCCCUUGCUGCACACCCAAUUCCACAAACUGCCUCCGUUCCCUGUGCCCCGCUACCAGCGCUACCCUCUGGGAGACGGCCGCUCCACCCUUAUCGUCAAUGAAAUCCACAGCUACCCUGACGUGUUCCUGCCCGGCGGUAGUGCAGUUCCGGUGGGCGCUUCGCACUCCUCCUCUCCCCAGACGGAACACAACACACGUGGGCGGGUUGGUGGUGAGGUCCGCAGGUCCAGUUUGACCAGCAUGGACAGCCAGUUAUCAGGCUGCUGGGAGAGCAGGCUGAGCAGCACCAUCGCCAACAUCUCCAGCGCAUGGUGGGGGUCUAAGCGGUUGGAUUAUGCUCUGUACUGCCCGGACGUCCUGACGUCAUUUCCCACAGUGGCUCUGCCUCACCUGUUCCACGCUUCCUACUGGGAAUCCACCGACGUGGUCGCCUUCCUUUUGCGACAGGUGAUGCACUGUGACUAUGUGAAAGGCCAAGAGACAGACAACUCUGACUCCGCCCCCUUCUCCCCUUCAAGUCCAAGAGAGAAGUGGCUACGCAGACGCACACACGUCAAGCUUAGGAAUGUCACUGCCAACCACAGAGUCAAUGAUGUCAUCGCAACCGAGGACGGGCACCAGACCCUGGUUGGUCGUUUCAUGUACGGUCCUCUGGAUAUGGUAACCCUGACUGGCGAAAAGGUCGAUGUGUACGUGAUGACCCAGCCGCAGUCGGGUCGCUGGGUGCACUUAGACACCGAGGUGACCAACAGCAGUGGCAGAGUGACCUACACAAUCCCCAAAAGCAAAAAGCUGGCCGUGGGAGUCUACCCCAUCAAAAUGGUUGUCAAGGGUGACCAGACGAGCGCAGAGGCCUUCCUGACUGUGUUGCCACGGGGGAUGGAGUGUGUCGUCUUUAGCAUCGACGGUUCAUUUGCCGCUAGCGUCUCUAUUAUGGGCAGUGACCCUAAAGUACGGCCUGGAGCUGUGGAUGUGGUCAGACACUGGCAGGACCUGGGCUACCUGAUCAUUUACAUCACUGGCCGUCCAGACAUGCAAAAGCAGAGGGUUGUGUCCUGGCUGUCUCAACACAACUUCCCACAGGGAAUGAUCUUCUUUUCGGAGGGGUUGGUGCACGACCCACUUCGCCAGAAAACCAUCUUCCUCAGGAACCUGGUGCAUGAGUGUCACAUUAAAAUCAACUGCGCCUACGGCUCCAUGAAGGAUAUUUCCGUCUAUAGCAUGCUGAGCCUCAGCCCAAACCAGAUAUAUAUAGUGGGACGGCCCUCCAAGAAGUACCAGAAUCAGUGCCAGUUUCUGAGCGAGGGCUACGCGGUACAUCUGUCCUCCCUGCAGUUCAGUCACAGAGCCCGGCCCAAGAAGAGCUCUUCAGUGCGAAUGGUGCUUCGAAAGGGUUCAUUUGGUCUGUCAGCCAAACCGGACUUCUUGUGUAAGCGCACACACCUUCGUCGCACAAUGUCGGUGCAGCAGCCUGAUCCGCCCAUGACACCCAACCCUAAGCCAGAACGAGCACAGAGCCAACCCGAGUCGGACAAGGACCAUGGGGGUGGAGGGGGUCCAGGCCAUGCCCUGUGGGCACGGGGGUCCAUGCACCGUGGUGAUACCACUCCCUGACCCAAGAGAAACAUAGGAGGGAUAUAAAAAGGACUAAUGAGAAUGAUCUCUUGGUGGACAGAUCCUAGCAUCUUUACUACUUCUGCUGAUAUUACACACCAUAUAAUAAGACAAAUCCCACCUGAGCUGAUAAAAACUCCUGCGGAAGUGGCAUCCGCAUGGAUCAGACACGACGGCACACAAACUUUGGAGUUGUACGUCAGGAGCUUCUGGAUUUAUUUAGCAUCCUACGAAGGAUUCCUCGCAUCACCCGUCAGGAAGAAAGAGGAUAUCUGAUAAGAAAAAACAUCAAAUUUCCUCAUGCCUAAGCAAUACGGAGGAAAAGGGAGGGCAAGUAUCCCGCUGCUCGGACAGGUGGCAGCGAUGACUCUUGCAAUAAUCCCUCUGUUUUAAUAUUGCAGGCAUUUGUCUGCUCUCUGGGCGGCUGUCUACGGCCUGCUUGUGGCCAGACGGACUUGCAAAACUGUACAUUAACCUUUUGUGCCAGUGUGGCGACCUGCUCUGAACUCUUGUCGCCCCUGUCUCUGUUCAGCCACUCAGCCAGAACAGAGUCUGACAGCGAUGGCCACUGCUACUGAACUCCGCCCACUCCUCUGAUGGGUCAACUUGCAGCACUCUGGUAUACUGCAGAAGCAUAUUUAUAACCAUCGGUGGUUUUUCUUGUGCCUGUCUCUUACCUGUGUUGUAUAUAUAAGUGGCACUGAGACCAACAUAGUAUGUUUGAUGUAUAUGAGCGUGGCAAUAGCUGACUGCAGCAGUGCUCACACUACAAAUAAAACAUUAGCUUAAUCAGUAUUUUUGUCUCUUUUUCCAGUACAAGUAUUUAAACAUCCUUAAAACAAGAUGAAUUUACUUGAAACAUAAGAUUUCUUUUCAGACAGUAUAUUAUGGAAGUAAUUUAAUGACAAAUGUUUUUGAUAUAAAAAAGCUUGUUCAAUUGCACUAAUUGAAAAAAUAUGCACUGCAUUUACCGUGCUUGCAUUUUAAUUUUUAUGGGCUGAAAUUCGACAUUUAAGCUAUGAAUAUUUCACAUCAAAACAUUUCACAAAUAUUAUUAAAAAUUCAGUAAUCCAUAUUCACCUUUCAGAUUUCACUUCUGUUUAAAAAUACAACCUGUAAUAUUCGAUCCAAUUUUCGGGUCCAUUUUAUUUUGCUUUACAAAUUCGCUUCCACAAAUUCAGUGCUUCAAAUUCGACAGAAAAUUCAACAUUGCACAUAUGGGAACUGCAGGAAUAGCAGUCGAGUACCGAUGCAUAAUCUCUAUCUGCUGUUAAUCUUCCUCACCAGCAGGUGGUGCAAGUGGCUGUAGACGAAGACCAGAGCAACAUCUAGAAAGAGUCCAUUGUUGCUAAGAAUUGGAGAAUCGUCUCGCUGCAGCCUGCGGUGGACAUCCAACCUGGCCCACAUCCAAGUGUGAUGUCGGAAGCCACGCCCGUACCGCCCUGCAGCCGAUUCUUAAGAUUCUAUUUGUCAUGUCAAUCAUAGUACUGAUUGCCUACACCCAACACUGAUCCCUAAACUUACCUGUCACUGUAACCAAUGAAAUUACCUGCAGGGCGGGAUUUCUGGUGAAGUGGUUUAGCGGGGAGUCACGAGGGCAUGGGCGUGGCUUCUGACGUCACACUCGGAUGUGGGCCGGGUUGGAUGUGCAUCGCAGGCUGCAGCGAGCCCUACUUUAAGAAUUGGGCUACUUUAACACAGUUGCCAUGGGUUGUUUUACAUGUCCGCGGGUUGAAGCGACCCCAAAUAACAUGAUAUCCAAAAUAACAUGAACCCCCGGAAUGCAAUUUUUACCAGGGAACCCCUCUGAAAUGCGAUUGGGCUAGUUUUAGGCUAGUUUUGAGUAGCAAUUGGGUGGGUUUUAUUGUGAAAACCUGGCAAUCCUGAGAGAGUCAUUCAUUCACAAAAACAGAUUUACAGAAAUGGAGCAAGCACUAAGUAUAUGUGGUGAUAUUACAUCUGAGGAAGACAUAUAAAAGCAAGACAUAGGAGAUUUCUUUCAAAAACACACUGUAAAAAGUAAUAUGCUAUAUCUACUCUAUAAAAUUUUGGCAACAGAUUACAAGAAAUAUUAUUAAUUAAAUUCAACAAAUUGAGUUAGAAUUACUCACAUUAAUUUCUUAAAUGUCAACCAUUUAAAACAAGAAAAAUUUAAACGAAAAUAUCUGAAAAACAGACAGACGUCAAAGAUGAAUUAAGAACUCUUUAUUUUGUUGCCAACAUUGAAGACACCUGAUGAUAACAAGCAGAAUCACUGAAGAAAAAAGAAACACAAGAAUUAACAGAGGUUUAGAUGUUGGUGUUGAUUUUAUUGAAAAUGUUUGGUCACUAUUAUGGUGAUCGGUGUUUCAUUUAGUUGGGCAGUUUGACUCUUUGCUUUUAAUGUCAGUUUGUGGUUUUUGUAAUGUUGUUUGCUAAUUUACAUUUUAAAUGGUUGACUUUUAAGAAAUUCAUUUGAUUAAUUCUAACUCAAUUCUUAUGUUGAAUUUAAUUAAUAAUAUUGCAUGUAACCUGUUGCCACAAUUUUAUUGAGUAGAGAGAGCGUAUUACUUUUUACAGUGCAUUCAAAUAUCUUACUGACCCCAAACUUUUGAACGUUAGUGUGUAAAUUCAAAAUAUAUUCUCUGAAUACAUGUCUUAAUAUUUGUUUUUUAUGUUGUUUCUCAGGUAAAUGCAUCUUGUUAAGAAUAUUCAGAUAUAUUGACUGAAAACCAAAAAUAAAAAAUCUGAUUAAGAAAUUUUUUUUUUUUGUAGUGCACCUUAACUGGCCAAAUUACCGUUUUAAAUUUGUAUCGUAAAGUGACUGUGAUUGUUAAGAUGUCCUUAUGUCACAUUAAUCGGUUUUAUCAGUACAACGACACAUUGAUAUUGUUUACAUGUAAAUCCAUCGCACUGAGUAUGAUGGUCUUGUUGAAGAACAUACUAUAUUAGUAUUUUAUGCUAUACUUGAGGAUAACCUUGGUGUUACAAUAAAUAAAAGUAAAUAAACUACUGUGUUUGAACAAAAGACACUAUCAGGCCACUCUAAUGCUGGUGUCACCAUGAGGGUGUCCAUAGUCAGUAGUUCUUGUAAUGUCAUUUUUUUCCUAUUGCAAUUACUGAUUUUUGGUAUUUUGUAUGGGGCUGUCUAUUGAAAAUUGUAAUUUUACAGCUAAAGUAUUUAUUAUGUAAUUUUAUUUUCUUGUAUAUUUAACUGUAAUUCUUUAUAUUACCCUGGAAACUGUGUGAAAGUGGGUAGGCAUGAGUGUUUUGGUCUGUGUGGGUCUGUAUCUAUAUGUGUGCAUGUACAUUACGUGUAUGAGUGUUAGUUUGGAGAUUUUUGUAUUUAUUGUACAUAUUUUUAAUUCAGAAAUCGUGCUAGUGGCCUUUUGAUCCUCUGAUAGUUAAAGUUUUAAACUGAGCCUGUAAUUUGUGUAGAUUUUAUAGGCAGAAUUUUUAAUUCUUUCGUGUGUGUGAUCAUUGAAACGACAUUGCCGAAUUGUCAAUAUACUGUAUAUGGACGUGUUUUCAGCCUUAUCAAGAUGUAUAUUUAUUUGUCUAAUAUCUAUAUUCUCAGAUGGUGUGUGAAAAAGUAUAUUUGUAUUUUAAAAACAUGUAAAGUACAUAUUCAAUACUCAACUGUGUCAGUGGCCUCCCAUAAAAGGUCUCUUGACAAACAUGUAUUAUUGUGGUAUUUGGUCCAGUCAGUCUAUUUCAGUGGAUGUGCUUCUGUUGGGCCUAUACCGAGCUGUAUACUCACUCAAUAAACCAUUGUAAAACCUG